Messenger RNA from Stegastes partitus (bicolor damselfish), 2013 nucleotides. Its product is annotated as Usher syndrome type-1G protein homolog. Gene Ontology annotation, molecular function: protein binding. Lineage: Eukaryota; Metazoa; Chordata; Actinopteri; Pomacentridae. The record is from RefSeq and is a predicted model, not a curated record. The transcript is spliced from 3 exons. Gene Ontology annotation, biological process: equilibrioception; sensory perception of light stimulus; sensory perception of sound. Bases 70 to 1500 code for a protein of 476 amino acids.
CGUCUAUUCCCGGGCAGAACCGUCCGGUGCUUCCAUGGAACCGAGCUCAGAGUGAGCCGAGGCGCCGCCAUGAACGACCGGUACCACCGGGCGGCCCGGGACGGGUACCUGGACGUGCUGAAGGAGGCCGCCCGGAAGGAGCUGAACGCCCCGGACGAGGACGGGAUGACACCGACCUUAUGGGCCGCUUACCACGGAAACCUGGAGGCGCUGCGGCUCAUCGUGAGCAGAGGAGGUGACCCGGACAGAUGUGACAUCUGGGGCAACACGCCGCUCCACCUGGCGGCUGCCAACGGCCACCACAACUGCCUUUCCUUCCUGGUGGCCUUCGGUGCCAACGUGUGGACUCUGGACAACGACUACCACACUCCGCUGGACAUGGCUGCCAGCAAGUCCCACAUGGACUGCGUCCGCUACCUGGACUCCAUCGCCGCCAAGCAGAUCACCCUCAACCCCAAGCUGGUGGGCAAACUGAAGGACCGGGCGUUUCGGGCCGCAGAGCGCCGCAUCAAAGAGUGCGCCAAGCUGCAGAGGAAGCACCGCGAACGCAUGGAGCGGAAGUUCAUGAAGGAGUCGGCGGUUCUCGACAACAUGGACGCCAUGAGCCUCUCCAGCUACAACAGCAGCAGCACGCUGAGCCGCAAGUUCAACACCGUCACCUCCAACAUGCCAUACUCGCAGGCCACCCUGCAUUCGACAGCCAAGGGCAAAGCCAAGAUCCAGAAGAAGCUGGACAAGAAGAAGCAGGUCGACGGUACGUUCAAGAUCUACGAGGACGGCAGGAAAAGCGUGCGCUCGCUGUCCGGCCUGCAGCUCGGCAACGACGUCAUGUUCCUCAAGCAGGGCACCUACGCCAACCCCAGGGAGCGGUCGCGCCUCAACAUCCGCGACAUGUUCCCCCACGACAACGACGACGCCGACACCGUCUCCCGUGCCAUGAGCGACCCGGGCCUCCACGAGGCGGCGUACUCGGAGAUCAGCGCCGACUCUGGCCGAGACUCGCUGUUCACCCGACCCGGUCUGGGCACCAUGGUGUUCAGGAGGAACUACAUGAGUGGGGGGAUGUUUGGGAUCGGUGGACGGGACGAAGGCAGCGUCGCGGGAAGCGAACCAAUCGGCCGGGCGCCCAACGUUCGCCUGCGGGGACACCUGCCUCGACGCUCGCCCAGCUUCGACGAGGACAGCAUCGGCAGCGCUCUGAGCCUCCAGGAACGAAACCUGCAGGAGCUGCCGUGGGAGGAGGCCGAGGUCGGGCUGGACGAGGACAUGGAGCCCGAGAACAGUCCUCUGGAGACCUUCCUGGCCUCCCAGAGCCUCGGCGAGUUCAUGCCGCUGUUCAGGAAGGAGAAGAUCGACCUGGAGGCUCUGAUGCUGUGUUCGGACCAGGACCUCACCAGCAUCCACAUCCCUUUAGGCCCCAGAAAAAAACUGCUGGAUGCCUGCAAGAGGCGUCUGGACACUUUAGACGAACCAGAGGCCAUCGAAGACACUGAGCUUUGAAACGUCCAUAUUGUGUUUUCCUCCACUUAGUCCUUCCAGAACACACAUCAGCGACUGUCUUUGCCUUCAUCAGCAAAUGGAAGAUUUACUGGACUGAGAGAAUAAGAAUCGUAGAGUUGAUUCCUUUUGGUAACCUUUAAAUCUACAUUAAGUAUAUUUGCUCAAAUGUUCAUUAGCCGUGUUUCCAUAUCAUAUUUUAAUGCUCAUUUUCGCAAGUAUCGGAAAAAGUUAAUGAAACAGACACAAUUUGAAAAACUUAAUUUAGCAAAGAAGUGUUUUUUUCUAAUAAGAGCUGAUAGCGAGCAUUUAGGUCACAUGACUGAUUGUUUCUUCUAUUGAAGCUGGUACCAGCUGACAUGAACAGAUGUGCUGUUCUGUAGGAACUUGUUCUAGAGCAAAAAAAAUCCACCCAAUAAUUACAAGUUUCCCAAUUUCUCUUUCAUGAAUUGACAAAUUCUUGUUUAUCUCUUCUUCUUAUUAUUCUUCUACUGUGUUGUUUUUUUAACAUGAUGU